Molecule: messenger RNA, 2054 nt
Organism: Drosophila eugracilis
Lineage: Eukaryota; Metazoa; Arthropoda; Insecta; Diptera; Drosophilidae
Gene: Mes2
Exons: 3
Coding region: 138-1436 (432 amino acids)
Biological process (GO): regulation of transcription by RNA polymerase II
Cellular component (GO): transcription regulator complex; nucleus
Source: RefSeq, a predicted model, not a curated record
UUAGUUGCCGUUUAAACUUGGUCGUGAGAGGGUAGCAGCCCUGUUUCGAGCCGCUCGCGAUCGCGUCCUAAAACUGUGAGUACUGUGAGAACCGUACCAACACAAGCUUGCAGAUCCAAAUCCUCUAGCAUAUUCUGAUGGCCCCCGUGAGUGGCUGUUCGCCCACCGCCACCCAAUCGCUGCAGGACAUGAGUGCCGCCGCAGCGGCUAUCGCCCUUGACAUGAAGCCUAAGGGGGAACCCCACCCCCUUUCCGCCGCCACUGUCAUGCCCUCGCAGAAGAUCAAGAAACUGGUGCGCCGCAACGCCUCCGACAAGCUGAAGCUCAUCCAAAUGGUCCACGACAAUCCAAUUCUCUGGGACUCACGACUGCCCAACUUUAAGGGCGCCGAGGAGGAGAAGAAUCGGGCCUGGGAGCACAUAGGUCACGAGUUCAACGCUCCUGGCCGACGCGUAGCACGGGCCUUUAAGUCGCUGCGGGAAUCCUAUCGCCGUGAAUUGGCCCACGUCAAGCUUAUGGGGAACGGCUUUAAGCCCAAAUGGAGCCUGUACGAGGCAAUGGACUUCCUGCGCGACGUCAUCAGAGAGAGAAAGGGCGCAUCGCAUGCAACCGAUCUCAGCCUGAACGCUUAUGCCCAUAUAAGCAACAACAACAAUAACAACAAUAACAGCCUGGGAGCAGCCGGAAAAGCGGUGGCCCUGAAGCUUUCUUCGUCCUUCAGCGAGUCCGCCGCAGUGUUAAAUCUCUCAAAGUGCUCCUCGUUGAAUGUCAGCGGCGAUGACUACUACUGCGAUUACUACGUGAAACCCGAGCUAGAGCUUACUGAGGGCGGUGGAGCUGGAAGUAGUAGCAGUGGCAGUAGCUCUGGCGGUGGACCACUUCCACUGCCCGCUCAUCAACACCCGGCUCACAACGACAGCCGGGUGAGCUCAACACGCAACGAGCGCCAACACCUGCAGAACAGCUACGAUGACAUGGACGCCAGCUCGAUUCGAAGUGGAGAUGACGACGUUGUUGAAGAGUUGGAUGCCAUUGAUGCUGACUUUCCAUAUCCUCUGAUCCUUGACUCGAACUCACGUGGGAGCACCAAUGCUGGCGUGGACGAAAUAACCUCUUUGCGCAAGCGUCGCCGCAUAGCCGAUCAGGACACCCUGGAUGAUGGUAAUGGCGAUGGCGAUGCUGUCAUCGAUGACGACGACUAUGAGGAGCAGAUGUUGCAGCAGCACCGUCAUCUUCGGCAGCAGCAGGGUUCAUCUGCCACUGGAGGGCUUGAUCUGCCGCCGCCACAAACUGUGCGUGAGGUUCUUAAUUCUAAGUUUUGCGGCUUUAUUUCUGCUAAGCUUAACAGCAUGGAGGACUCGGAAGCAGACAAUCUAAUGAACCGCAUUCUUCUGUUGCUGGUUCAAGUUCAGCAGAACGAUGGGUCCACCAAAUAGACGAUAUGAGAGAUAUGAAGUUAUAUUAUCAAAAAAAAAGCUCAUUAUAGAUUAAUGCAGCUGCUCAAAGCACUCAUAACGGAUGCAUUUAUUGACAUUCGUUUCAACUUCCCUUGCCAUAAGAAAUGUUAACUUAAUUGCCAAUGCCAAAUCGGUGCCAUACCAAAAAGAUCAAACAAAUAAGAAUGGUUUUAUAAAGAGAUUAUACCAUUUUUUCGCUCUCAUUUACUACAAAGAACAAAACUGAAUAAAAAGACAACACAAAGACGAAAACAAAGAAAAUAGGUAAAAUAGGAAUUUAGUGUAAUUAAAUUUCAAAUGUUAAUAUUGUUUUAAGCGAUCAACUGUAAAUCACACUGACGCUAACGUCUCAUCACAUGAAACUAUUAUUCUAUCAGAAUCAGAUCGCUGAUCACCUUUAAUAUCUUCUUCUUUUUAAAUUGAAGAGUUAAGAAUUGAAUAUAUCUAUUUCACUAUUUUUCUAUAGUGAACCAGCCAUCAUAUUACUGUUAGUUUUACAACGAAAUAUAUAUUUAUAAUUUUUUAGAAACCAUACGAACGACAAUUGUAAUUAUUUUUGUUAUUCAAUAAAAUACCAUAUAUAUGGUAGAAAACGUA